AGUAGAAUUAAGACAUCCGGGAUAAAUGACUCAGCUGAGCUCAAUGAAGCCAAAACAUGUGCGUCCAGGAUUAAUUGGUUGCACAAAGACCAAGCCAGGAUGAGCAGACACGGAUUCAUUAAGCCAGGUGAAACCAAUCCUGGAUAGGUGCGCGCUCACGGCUCAGUCAAAUAGACCACGCCACAGAUUAACUGAUUUACCAUGGCAACUAGAGCCGCGUACUUUUCCCCGUCGGAAGCACAAAUCCUCAUGGAGGCAUACGAGGAGGUAAAAUAUAUAAUUAAGAAGAAAGGCAACACCGCCACAGUGAUAAAGCAAAGAGAAAAAGCGUGGCAAAGUAUUGCAGACCGCCUGAAUGCAUUUUUUUUAUUUUCCCAGCAAUCAGUACAACCAAGUCAUCGUUAUAAGGCAUCGCCCUCUUUUGCCCACCCCCCCAGCACCAGGUGUGGCCACUAGCCUAUAUGAAGGCCCAAAAUUGUGUGUUCCUUUCUGCUCUGACAAUGGCAUGCCCAUUCGUGCGAGAUGUGGUGGAUGAAGAAGCACUUGUGCUGAGGAGAGCCUUCAGGCGAGAAAGGGUCUUCAGGGACCGGUUGGACCCACUGGCCUUCCCUGAUGACCAUCUAUAUGAAAGAUACAGGUUUUCUGCAGAUGGCAUCAGGUAUCUAUGCAGACUACUGGGUCCCAGGAUUAAGCACCGCACUGCACGGAGCCAUGCACUGAGUGUGGAGCAAAUGGUUUGUGUGGCCUUGCGCUUUUUUGCUAGUGGAGCCUUCCUGUACUCAGUGGGGGAUGCAGAACAGCUGAACAAGGCCACAAUUUGCCGCACAAUAAGGAGUGUGUGUCUGGCUAUCAAAGCAUUAGCAGAUGUCUUCAUCUCCUUCCCUGGCCACAGAAGACUCUGUGACAUCAAAGAGGAGUUCUAUAGGAUUGCAGGUUUCCCCAAUGUCAUUGGUGCAGUGGACUGCACACACAUAAGGAUAAAAGCCCCCUCAGGUGCCCAUGAGGCCGAUUUUGUGAAUAGGAAAUCCUUUCACAGCAUUAAUGUUCAGAUGGUCUGCAAUGCUGACUGUGUGAUCAGCAAUGUUGUGGCAAAAUGGCCUGGCUCAGUCCAUGACUCCAGAAUCUUUCGGGCCUCUGAAAUCUAUCAGUGCCUAAUCACAAGGUGAAUUCUCUGGUGUGUUGCUGGGAGACAGGGGGUAUGGCUGCCAGCCUUUUCUCCUGACACCUUUCACAGACCCCCAGGAAGCACAGCAGGCCUACAACCAUGCCCAUGCCAGGACCAGGGCCAGAGUUGAAAUGACCUUUGGCCUCCUGAAGGCACGCUUUCACUGCCUUCACAAAUUAAGGGUCAGCCCUGUUAGGGCAUGUGAUAUUACUGUGGCUUGUGCUGUCCUCCACAAUGUGGCCUGCCUGAGGAAGGAGAGGGCCCCCAGAGUGCCACCAGCCAUGGACUGGGACAAUCCGGCAAUCUUCCCUGAUGACGACAGUGGUCGGCUGCUGAGGGACCAAUAUGUGUUGAAUUAUUUUAGUUAGUAUGUGUGCUUUAAAUUUUGGUUAAAUAUGUCCUGCGGUGGCAGAGGAAUUUGGUUUUUUUUUGGGUUCGUUUUUUUACGAAUUUGGCCUCUUAUGAUGUUUGUGCGGUAUACUGUGUGUAAUACAAGGCUGCAGGGAGGCUACUGCAUCCAUUCAUUUGUCUGUUCAGUUGAUGUGUAUGGAUUUGUCCUGCAUUUAUUUUAGUGUGCAGACAUGCAGGGUGUGUUAUAUACAGACCUUUGAAUGUGUAUGUAUCAUUUUGUAUAAUAUGCUUGGAUUCUGUGCUUUCCAUCUUGUAGAGUCACUGUGACUUCAGUUUCGAAAGGAGCUGAUGGUUUACCUGCUUUGUUUUGUCCUUAUUCAAUAAAGGAACAUAAUGUUACACAUUGUGUUUUUAUAUUCA
Molecule: messenger RNA, 1936 nt
Organism: Oncorhynchus gorbuscha (pink salmon)
Lineage: Eukaryota; Metazoa; Chordata; Actinopteri; Salmoniformes; Salmonidae
Product: putative nuclease HARBI1
Exons: 5
Coding region: 462-1166 (234 amino acids)
Source: RefSeq, a predicted model, not a curated record